Artibeus jamaicensis (Jamaican fruit-eating bat) is the source of this 3332-nucleotide messenger RNA. RefSeq names its product TBC1 domain family member 30 (gene TBC1D30). The record is from RefSeq and is a predicted model, not a curated record. NCBI's taxonomy places the organism in Eukaryota, Metazoa, Chordata, Mammalia, Chiroptera, Phyllostomidae. Gene Ontology annotation, cellular component: endoplasmic reticulum. The transcript is spliced from 14 exons. The coding region runs from base 286 to 3087 and encodes 933 amino acids.
UUUUUGAGUGAAUCACGUGCUUAAACGUGAAGGUGGCGGCGGCUGGCGCGCCCUGCCCCCGGGGCCGAAUCCGGCCUCACCUGCUGCAGGUGUCCCCGGGGAGUCCGGCGGCGCCGCCACCCCGCUCCGCGCGCCGCCCCGAGCCCCGGGCCGGUGGCUCAGACGCCGGCGCCGGGAGGUUGGACGCCCGGGGGCCCCGGUGGCCGCGGGCCGCGGGCGGGGAGAGGCCGCGCGCCCUCCCGGAACUGGCGGGCGCGGCGGGGCGGGCGCCGUGGCGGCGGGGCCAUGGAGGUCCUUCCCGCGGGCGGCGGCCGAGUCCCGCAGGCAGAGCCAGAGGCGAGGCCGGAGGACGUCGCGGAGGAAGCGGUUCCUGAAGAGCCCCGGGCCCCGUGCCCGCGGGGGGCGCCCCCGGCGGGGCCGCGGCUGUGCUCCCGGGAUUCCGGGGAAGGCGAAGAGGACCCGGAGCUCGCCGAGCCCUGCGGCGGUCGGACGAGCCGCACGGCGUCCCUGGUGAGCGGGCUGCUCACCGAGCUGUACCGCUGCACCGAGGAAGAGGAGGGGGCCGCCAGGGGCGGAGGGCCCGCGGCCCGGGACAGCCCGGACAGCUCCACCGAGGCCUCGGGCUCGGACGCGGUUCUGGGCGGGCGCGGCGGGGCGGGCGGCUCCGCGGAGCUGCAGGAGCUGCAGGAGCGGCCGAGCCAGCGGCACCAGAGGCAGUACCUGCAGCAGAAAGGCACUAAUGAAUUGAAGAUGAUCCUUCGAGAGCUUAAGAACAGGAUUGGUAUUCAGUCGGUGAAGUUACUCCGGCAGCUGAAGCAGAAGGAUAGGCUUAUGCAUAAAGUCCAGAGGAACUGCGACAUCGUGACCGCGUGCCUUCAGGCCGUGUCACAGAAGAGAAGAGUUGACACAAAGUUGAAGUUCACUCUUGAGCCAUCUUUAGGUCAAAAUGGUUUUCAGCAGUGGUACGAUGCUCUCAAGGCGGUUGCCAGACUGUCAACAGGAAUCCCAAAGGAAUGGAGGAGGAAGGUUUGGUUGACCUUGGCAGAUCAUUAUUUGCACAGUAUAGCCAUUGAUUGGGACAAAACGAUGCGCUUUACUUUCAAUGAAAGGAGUAAUCCUGAUGAUGACUCAAUGGGAAUUCAGAUAGUCAAGGACCUUCACCGCACAGGCUGCAGCUCGUACUGUGGCCAGGAGGCCGAGCGGGACAGGGUUGUGCUGAAGCGGGUCCUGCUGGCCUACGCGCGAUGGAACAAGAACGUCGGGUACUGCCAAGGCUUCAACAUCCUGGCCGCACUAAUUCUGGAAGUGGUGGAGGGCAACGAAGGGGAUGCUCUGAAAAUUAUGAUUUACCUCAUUGAUAAGGUACUCCCUGAAAGCUAUUUUGUCAACAAUCUGUGGGCGUUGUCUGUGGACAUGGCGGUCUUCAGAGACCUCUUGAGACUGAAGCUCCCUGAGUUAUCUCAGCACCUGGAUGCUCUUCAGAGAACUGCAAACAAGGAGAGUGGAGGUGGAUAUGAGCCCCCACUGACCAACGUCUUCACGAUGCAGUGGUUUCUGACUCUCUUUGCCACGUGCCUCCCUAACAACACUGUUUUAAAGAUUUGGGAUUCCAUCUUUUUUGAAGGUUCGGAAAUCAUCCUAAGGGUGUCGCUGGCUAUCUGGGCAAAAUUGGGAGAGCAGAUUGAAUGUUGUGAAACAGCAGAUGAGUUCUACAGCACCAUGGGGCGCCUUACCCAGGAGAUGCUAGAGAAUGAUCUUCUGGAGAGCCAUGAACUCAUGCAGACUGUUUAUUCUAUGGCUCCAUUCCCUUUCCCACAGUUGGCAGAGUUGAGGGAAAAAUACACCUAUAACAUUACACCAUUCCCAGCUACAGUUAAACCCACCUCCAUUUCUGGACGACAUGGGAAGGGCAGAGACAGUGAUGAAGAGAAUGACCCAGAUGACGAAGAUGCUAUUGCUAAUGCCGUGGGGUGUCUUGGACCUUUCAGUGGGCUCCUGGCUCCUGAACUGCAGAAAUACCAGAAGCAAGUUAAAGAACCAAAUGAAGAGCAGAGUCUGAGAUCUAAUAACAUUGCGGAGCUGAGUCCAGGAGCAAUUAAUUCCUGUCGAAGCGAGUACCACGCCGCCUUUAACAGUAUGAUGAUGGAGCGCAUGACCACAGACAUCAGCGCGCUGAAGCGGCAGUACUCUCGGAUUAAAAAGAAGCAGCAGCAGCAGGUUCAUCAGGUGUACAUCAGAGCAGGCUUUAAAGAAGAGAAAGACCGUGGGUUCUGUUUAGGUGCCAAGGACCGGGCAACAGAUGAUGACAAGGGACCAGUGACCAGCAUUCUUCCGUCUCAGGUAAACAACUCUCCAGUUAUAAACCACCUUCUUUUAGGAAAGAAGAUGAAAAUGUCAAACAGAGCCGCCAGGAAUGCUGUCAUUCACAUCCCUGGUCACUCAGGAGGCAAACUGUCUCCCAUCCCCUACGAAGACCUUAAAUCCAAGCUCAACUCUCCGUGGCGAACUCACAUGCGAGUCCACAAGAAGAACAUGACAAGGACCAAGAGUCAGCCAGGCUGCGGGGACACCGUGGGGCUGAUAGAAGAACAGAAUGAGGGCUGCAAGGCUACCAGUCUGGGGGCAGCGGAGGCGUUUUCUUCCAGUUGUGCAGCGACCCCCGGAAGAGGAGGGGGCGGCGCCGAAGGCAGCGCGGCGAGGACUGUCGAAGGGCAGUCUCCGGAGCCAGUGUUUGGAGAUGCUGAUGUGUCUGCGGUCCAGGUGAAAUUAGGAGCCUUGGAACUGACCCCAGGGGCCGCUGCUGCUGACGCCGGGCCCAAGGGACCCCCGCCCUGCCUGCGGCACUUCCCGGAGCAGCCCGAUGCCCCAGGAGAAAACAAAGCCACCAGCAAAGCUCCCCAAGGCAGCCACCCGAAAACUCCCAUCUUCAACCCCUUCCCCAGCGUCAAGCCACUGCGGAAGUCAGCCACUGCCAGGAAUUUGGGGUUGUACGGCCCCACGGAACGAACCCCAACCGUGCACUUCCCUCACAUGAGCCGGAGCUUCAGCAGACCUGGUGGCGGAAACAGUAGCACUAAGAAACGAUGAUUCCCAGAAAUGUUUUAUCGAGAUUCACCUUUUCAGGUGGUACGAGGGUUUCAGGUAAAAGGCUGCAAAAGAAUUUCAGUUGUCCAGUGAAAAGGAAUAGUUAGGUUCAGAGAUGAGCCGCGUUCAUAAAGAUGGGAAUUGGAAGUUUUAUCCUGGGAGCUAGAGUAGGGGUGUUUUCCUGUCCACUGAUGACUGAUACGGUGGAUGCUUGUGGCAAAAUAAAUAUCGUGGUUUUAAAAUGUGAA